GACACGCGACCUCUGGUCGAUCUGCGGUUUGAUCGAAGCGGCACACGUGACAAACUGCGAAACCCACGAGAGCGGACACGCGACGCCUAACCUUUUUCGGAGCACGCCGGGCAAUCGGAAGGAAAAAUGUCGUGGCUGUUCGGAUACCGGAGCCAACAACCGCCGCAGGAUUUCUCACAAUACGUGCAACCACCAGCGGCUGGUGGCAGUGGCGACGGCGGUGGCGGCGGCGGCGGUUCCCCGCCGAAGAGCGGCGGCUCUCAGGCGAAGAGUCUUCCAAUGGAGGCGUACAGGUUUGACUCCAGCGCGCUGGAACGAGCCGCCGCGGCCGCCAGGGACCUCGAGCGAUCCAAGUUUGCCAAAGAAGCGCUGGACCUGUCUAAAAUGCAAGAGAGCACAAAGCAAGUAGAGAUGCAGACAGAAUUCAAAAAAUACGAAGCCAGCAUCGAGCAGCUUAAAGCAGAGCAAAAACGGGUGGAGGGUGAGGAAAGAAGGAAAACUAUACAGGAGGAGACGAAGCAGCAUCAGAUGAGGGCACAGUACCAAGACCAGUUAUCUAGAAAGCGUUAUGACGAUCAAUUAAUACAGCAACAAAAAAUGAACGAUGAAAACUUGAGAAGACAGGAGGAGUCAGUAGCCAAGCAGGAGGCCAUGAGGAAGGCUACGAUAGAACACGAGAUGGAUUUGAGGUAUAAGAACGAGAUGAGGAAGUUGGAGGCGGAGAUGAAGGCGAAAGCAAAGAUCGACAGGGAGAAUCAGGAUCUGAACCUGGAAAAAAUCCGAUUGAAAGCGUCCGAAAACAGGAUCACCGUUUUGGAGUCUAUAAAGACAGCUGGCUCAGUAUUAGGCACUGGGGCGAAAGCCCUGCUCAGCGAUUGGGACAAGAUCCUCGCGGCGGCGGGUGGCCUGUCCCUCGUAGCCCUCGGAAUAUACACUGCCAAGGGAUCGACCAGCAUGACGGUCCGCUACAUCGAGUCACGCUUGGGCAAACCGUCGCUGGUGCGCGAGACCUCGAGAUUCGCGUUUCUCGACUCUAUCCGGCACCCGGUCGAAGCCGUAAAGAGGCUGAGGAACAAACAGGCCGACGCGCUGUCCGACAUGGUUCUGGCGCCGAAGCUUGAGGAGAGGCUACGCGAUAUCGCGAUAGCUACGAAGAACACGAAGCGUAACAGCGGCAUAUACGGGAACAUUCUGAUGCACGGGCCACCGGGCACCGGCAAGACGAUGUUCGCGAAGAAGUUGGCCAAGUACUCGGGCAUGGACUACGCGAUCAUGACGGGCGGCGACCUCGCGCCGCUAGGCAGGGACGGCGUAACGGAGAUACACAAGCUGUUCGACUGGGCGUUAACGUCGCGCAAGGGGCUGCUGCUGUUCAUCGACGAGGCGGAGGCGUUCCUGCGAAAACGCUCGAGCGAGCGUAUCUCGGAGGACCUGCGGGCGAUGCUGAACGCGUUUUUGUACCGUACUGGCGAACAGAGCGACAAGUUCAUGCUGGUACUCGCGUCGAACACGCCCGAGCAGUUCGACUGGGCGGUGAACGACCGACUGGAUCAGAUGGUCGAGUUUCGUCUUCCGGAUCGCGAAGAGCGUGAGCGUCUAGUUCGCCUUUACUUCGAUAAGUACAUCCUGCAACCGGCGAUCGAGGGUAAAGGUAGACUAAAAGUCGCGCAAUUCGACUACAGUUCGCUGUGCAGCAAACUGGCGGACUUGACUAAAGGGAUGUCCGGUAGAGAAUUGUCGCAGCUUGGCGUGAUCUGGCAAAAGGCUGCCUAUACCUCGGAAGAUGGCGUGCUGACGGAGAAAAUGGUGAUGGAUCGCUGUCUCGAGACUGUAAACGAACACAAACAAAAGGUACACUGGCGAAGUAGACAAGAAAAGCAAGACUGGAAGUCUAUACAAGCUGCAGAGAAUAAUAUGGCUGUUCGGUCCAAUCGGAGACGCCGAAAACUCUUGCAAGCUCCGCUUGAGGACAAGCACAAUAAAACUAGUUUAGGUUGUAAGGACGCAGCCGUUGAUGGUGUUUGAGAAAUCGGGAUAAUAGCAAAGGUAGUAUUUUAAGGAGAUGGAAAAGUACAAAUUCCGCCGAAAAAAAGGAGAUUAUUCCGGCGAUCUUUGUAUUUAUUACGGUACGCAGGCCCUCCGUCAUCAGCAAGUUUGCUUGGAGUUCGACCGUUACAAAUGUCGCUUGUUACUAAUGUACAUUUGUAUAGAAUUAUUAAAUACUUCUGCAUUCACCUCUU
This is a messenger RNA of Ooceraea biroi (clonal raider ant), 2240 nucleotides long. RefSeq names its product ATPase family AAA domain containing bor (gene bor). Lineage: Eukaryota; Metazoa; Arthropoda; Insecta; Hymenoptera; Formicidae. The record is from RefSeq and is a predicted model, not a curated record. Gene Ontology annotation, molecular function: zinc ion binding; ATP binding; ATP hydrolysis activity. Gene Ontology annotation, cellular component: mitochondrion. Gene Ontology annotation, biological process: mitochondrion organization.